GCUAAUUUUUCCCAAUUUGACCAAGUAAAGUCUGUUUUAAGAUGUUCAUCUGGUCUGGUGGCCGUACACAUUCAAGAAACACAUGAGGAGGNAUCUAUCUUGACUUCAGAUCAGUUUGAACGGCAAGUCGGAAACCCAUGUGAAAACCAAAAGUAUAUUCACCUUCCUAAACCCCGGGGAAAAAUCCGAGGAAUUCACUGUAAAACACGCUGGCGUCUCAAUGGAAUGGUCUUGGAGAUGGUCAAUAUUCAUCUAUUCAAUGACUCGUGCAAUUUACAAUCUCUGAAAGAGGUAUGUUCAGUUUGCUCUGAUCAGGCAAAAGUGAAAGGCUAUGCUGUAGAAGCCCCUCGAGGGCACGGGAUGCGUUGCUUUUUUUACCGCUUUCAUCAGUUAUCUCUAACUCUUUUGGAGCAAACGUUUUAUUGGAUAUCCCUUAAGAUGACCAUUCCUGGAUGGUGUCAGUAG
This is a messenger RNA of Echinostoma caproni, 465 nucleotides long. The record is from the annotation of a GenBank genome assembly. Lineage: Eukaryota; Metazoa; Platyhelminthes; Trematoda; Plagiorchiida; Echinostomatidae.